Molecule: messenger RNA, 1690 nt
Organism: Nerophis ophidion (straightnose pipefish)
Lineage: Eukaryota; Metazoa; Chordata; Actinopteri; Syngnathiformes; Syngnathidae
Gene: rbm45
Product: RNA binding motif protein 45
Exons: 11
Coding region: 45-1466 (473 amino acids)
Molecular function (GO): RNA binding
Source: RefSeq, a predicted model, not a curated record
GGUCGGCGCAUGCGCGGACAGACAGUGAGGAGGAGGACGACAAGAUGGAGGACAGUUACCCCGCAGCCCGCCAAGGCGCAGAGAACCUGGACGAGCCGCCCAACAGUCGCCUGUUCUUGGUCACCAGUCGCUCCAUCAGCGAGGAUGAAGUGCGGGAGAAUUUCUGCGUGUUCGGGGAAAUCCAGGGGAUUUGGCUGGUGAAAGACAAGCAGACCAAGGAGUCCAAAGGGAUUUGUUACGUCAAGUUCGCCAAGUCGUCGCAGGCCUGCUCGGCCAUGGAAGCCAUGCACGGCAAGGUUCUGUCGGAUGGAAGUAAACCCAUCAAGGUGUUUAUCGCACAGUCGCGCUCGUCCACGAGCCACAGAGACGUGGAGGAUGAGGAGCUGACCAGGAUCUUUGUCAUGAUCCCCAAGACGUUCUCGGAGGAAGACCUGAAGAAUACAUUCAAGGAGUACGGAGACAUCGAGUAUUGUGUCAUCAUCAAGAACAAGAUGACGGGGGAGAGUAAAGGUCUGGGCUACGUGAGAUACCACAAACCCUCCCAAGCUGCCGUGGCCAUCGAGAACUGUGACAAAGCUUACAGAGCCAUCUUGGCCGAGCCUCGCACCAAGCCCCCGGCUUCAGAAGACUACAUGGGCGGGCCCACGUCCAGGAGCGACUACACGGGCGGUGCCACCGUCGCCGCCGCCGCCGACUCCAUGAACCAGUACCCCUUCCCCAUGGGCUCAGCAGAACCCAGCAACUACCCAGGAAUGGACUACCGCUCUGGCGACUUCACCUGCUGCCUGAUGGUGUCCACACGAGCUGCGCUGACCCAGGAGCAGAUCUUUAACCUCUUCGAUAUCAUCCCGGGGAUGGAAUACUGUGAGCUGCAGCGUGAUGCUUACGGGAUGGGCAAAGGUCACGCUCUGAUUCGCUACACAAACCUGGGAUCAGCUGUUUAUGCCAAAGAAAAACUGAAUGGCUUUGAGUAUCCUCCCAACAACAGACUGCUGGUCAACUUUAUGGAUGAUGGAGAAGAUCGCAACAGCCCAGUGAGCCGGAUGGCGAUGCAGUUUGUGUCCAGUCAGGUGAUGUCAUCAUUGUGGAACAGACCCUCUGGCAACCAAGCCAUGAAACCUUCUGGUUUCCCGGCAGCGUCUCGGAUCCAGACAGACGUCCAGCUGCCGCCCCCCAAGAAGCUGGCACCGCCCGACAGCAGGUCCAAGGAACGCCUCUUUGUCGUCUUCAACCCCUCCCCCUUGCCGCUGGAAGUGCUGGAGGAUGUUUUCUGCCGCUUUGGUGCUCUGAUUGAGGUUCACCUGAUCCCAGGCAGGAAGGUUGGAUACAUGAAGUACGCCGAGAAGCAGUGCGCCUAUGACGCCAUGUCGGCGCUGCACGGCCAGUUCAUCAACGGCGUGAAGAUGAAGGUGAUGCUCGCCGAUCCUCCCCGAGAGGAGUCGCACAAAAGGCUUCGCACCUACUAGGACGUGAGCAGAGGACAGGCGACUGUUUUGACUGACACCUUGACCUGACCGACAGCCACUCUUUGGACCGACCUGUUGACACGACCUUUGACCUUGCAUGUGGAUCACACUUGUUUGAUUUUCCUUCACACUUGUGCACGGCGGCCACAGAACUUUUUCCUUUGACGUUCUCGCCCCAAGUUUUUUUUCCUGCCUUCAAGUAGAAAUAAACUGUUGAACAUCCA